AUGGAUCCAUCGUCCGACUCCUCCUCCAGCUUCCACCCCGUAGAUGCCGGCGCCGCCGCCGGUCACCAGUCCUGGGUUCUCCUCGAUAAGAAUGGCGGCUACGCCGACUGCGAGAACGACACCACCGCUGAAGCCAAGAUGAGCACCGGCGGCAGCAUCAAGGUCAGCUUCUGCCUCGACCCGCCGCCGCACGUCUCCCGCCUGUUCGUCCACGAGACCGUCGACUCCCGGCGCGAGGAGGAGCAAGCCCGAUACUCAGCGCGAGUCGAGGUCAUCUCAAAGGCCAAGGACCUCAUCCUCCUCCGCCGAUGGGCUCAGCGAGAGUCUGAGCCCUACGACGAGCAAUUUCUACUUCUUGUCUACCACGUUGCAGCAGGCCGCGGAAGCAAGCCCUCGCUCACACCCAUCCCGGCCACUCCGACUCCUUUGUCUUCCUGCGUCGCCAUCUUGCCCUUUGACGACGGCGGCCAGUUCCUCCUCGCCGAUCUCAGCGUGGGCAAGUACGACUACCCGAUGACCUACCAACUCCACCUCUUCUCCUCCAAGACGUGCGUGUGGAGCACCAGGGCGCUCACGCCUCUCGUCGACUUCAAGCAGGACGACAUGCCCUGCCAACCCACCAAGGUGAUCGCGCUCGGAGGAACCGUCCUGGGCUGGGUGGACCUCUGGCAGGGCGUCGUCGUCCUCGACGUGCUCGGCGAGGACCCCAAACGCGUUCGCUUCAUCCCGCUGCCCAAGCCCGAUUUCUGCCGCUCCGAGUAUCACGCGCUCCGGGAUCGAUCUCCCCCCAACGUGUUCCACAGGGACGUCGCCUACUGCGCCGACGGUUUCAUCAAGUUUGUCGACAUGGAUGUCCGGUUCCGCCACGUCGCCAUGAUCAAGAAAAGGCCCGUGAUCAAGACCACCACGGAUCUCGAUCACGCAGACACCAUCCUCGACUCCGAGCUCCUCCGCCGCGAAUGCGAAGGCGGGGACAUAGAUUUCGUCCGCGUCCCCAAUGGUUGGAGGAUCCGAACAUGUUACAGGCAUGUUUCCUGGGACCACUGGCGCAAGGGCCACAAUGUCGACGUCGAUGAAAUCCAAGUCUACAAGCCGAUGCAUCGUGCGAUGUUGCCUGCGAUGUGGGACGACGCUGCUAGAAGAUGGACGGUGAGGCAACUGGAAGCAGGCCAGCCGACCCUGAGUAUCCAUGCCGGCGACAUGGUGUAUCUGACAAUGGUGUCCAUGCUUCGACAUCGUCGCCAAAAACUGAAAUGGACGGUCGGUGUUGAUCUUGGCAAGAAGACGAUAGAGAUUCUUGAACCACAUUCUGAGGAUCAUGCCCAUGUCCGAGCUUUUACAUUCUCUCAACAUAUGAAUACACCUCCUCCACCCCACCAAAACACGUGGAACGACGACAUGGAUGGCUACUACUACAACUACAAUGGAAGCUUCUAUGGACAUGAUCAAGGCUACGACGAUAUCAACUACCAGCUGCAUCCACCCGCCGGAUGGUCGUCUAAUCUGCCACAGUCUCACCAUGCCAGCUUGAACUCAUUCCGAUCAGGUUCCAUCGAUCCAGUGAACCCCCAAUUGAUGUAUCCAGUGUCAACGGUGAACACUACAGCCCAUGGCCAACAAUGCUUAGACCUUUUCCAAUGCAUUGGUGUUAAAGUGGGGUGA
This is a messenger RNA of Triticum dicoccoides, 1662 nucleotides long. RefSeq lists its product as uncharacterized. The record is from RefSeq and is a predicted model, not a curated record. Lineage: Eukaryota; Viridiplantae; Streptophyta; Magnoliopsida; Poales; Poaceae. The coding region runs from base 1 to 1662 and encodes 553 amino acids. The transcript has 2 exons.